Notothenia coriiceps (black rockcod) is the source of this 1636-nucleotide messenger RNA. RefSeq names its product LysM, putative peptidoglycan-binding, domain containing 1 (gene lysmd1). The transcript is spliced from 3 exons. Bases 403 to 1083 code for a protein of 226 amino acids. The record is from RefSeq and is a predicted model, not a curated record. NCBI's taxonomy places the organism in Eukaryota, Metazoa, Chordata, Actinopteri, Perciformes, Nototheniidae.
UUUCAAGAUUUCAGUUCGUUGCGGUUAUUCUAAUUGUCAUGAAUGCAGCACAUGUGACGACUCACGGGACUGAACACGGCAGCCAUGGCAACACACGGCAGCUGACAGCUGGACACAUGAACAUAUUCGCAACUUUCUCCCAAACUGUUCAGCUGUUUAUUUGAGAAACAUGGUUAUUAAAACUUGCUGUGAAGUAAGUUAUAGUCUUUAAAUGUAGCAUAGGUUUGACAGGUAGCGUUGACACAAAAAGAACGAGCGUCAUGCUUAAGUGAGAUUACCAUUUAGCUAGAAUGCUAACUAAGCUGCUAGUUAGUUUGCUUCUCAUUAUGUCAACAACGUUAGCUUGUAGCCACACUUUACCACCGUUUGCUCGGUUGUUAUCUUGCCGAUUUGUUCGCUACUAUGUCUGGGGAGAGAGCUCCUUUGCCCGGUGGGGGUAACAGCCUCCUCCUGGGGAACCGGACCCGGUCUUACGGUAGUUUAGUCCGCUCUCCUCUCUCUCCGGUUCGCCAGAGACGCAUUGAACACAGCAUUCAGCCCGGAGAAACACUGCAAGGCCUGGCCCUGAAAUAUGGAGUUUCUAUGGAGCAAAUCAAAAGAGCCAACAGGCUGUACACCAAUGACUCCAUAUUCCUGAAGAAGUCCUUAUCAAUCCCUGUGCUGUCAGACUUGGCCCACUGUAGUGACGGGGGGGAUUUGUUCGAAGAGGACAGUGAAGAGGACAGCGCUGGCUCGGUCUCCAAACAAAACGGGCACACGAGGAGCCCCUCAGAGAGGAAGCAGAACGAUGACAGAGAAAGAGCGUCGGACCUUACUCCGGUGGACUUUUUGAAAAGGUUGGACGACUUGAUAAGUCAAUCCAAGCAGGCGGCGGUGAGAGGAUGUCAGGAGGCAGAGAAGAGGGUGGCCUCUAUAGAAGCAGCUUGCAGCAGCGAGGCCUCAGCCUGUCGGCCGCUCACCAGGUCGCAGAGCGCCUUUUCAUCCCCCACAAUGCAGCAGGCAUCACAUGCGGCCGUUCCCCUCACUAUCACCAAACUCACCAGGAAACUGAGAGACGGGGAGGAUGAGAUCUUCCAGCUGUGACACGUUGUUCGUGCACUCUGAUCGUUAAAGAAAAAAACCGCUCAGAAAGCCACGUCGCAGGAUUUGAACAUUUCAAAAAGAGGAAUGUAUCUCCACUCAUCCUGCUGCUGUAUGCCAUUUUUUUUUUUAAACUUAUAAUAUGAAGUUACACACUGUAUUUCAAACCGUUUUAAAAACAUGAAUACUGCUUUUUAUGUAGCUUUCUUGUUUACUUGUUGAGAAAUACUGUAGAUGAUGUAAAUCUUCAUAUGGCCAAUAGCACAAACGUAUCUUCACAGAACAAGAGCGUGAAAUGUUAGAAAUGAGAAUGCACAGUCAGAAGUUGCUUCGGUCGUAUGACUCUUCGUAUACCUCACCGUCUGAUUAUGCAGCGUUGGGCGAGUCUUCUGACUAAAGCCUGUAGCCAUAGUUCAUUUAUGAAUCAUGUUCACUGUGGAAAUGGUCACUGGUGAAGAAGCUUAGUCUAACGUUGCAAAGCUUAGUCUAACGUAGCAUUCGUUUUCUACAUUUUAUUUCAGUUUUAUAAACAGGCCAUGUUUUUUGUUGAGGUCUU